This is a messenger RNA of Medicago truncatula (barrel medic), 1331 nucleotides long. RefSeq lists its product as uncharacterized. Lineage: Eukaryota; Viridiplantae; Streptophyta; Magnoliopsida; Fabales; Fabaceae. The record is from RefSeq and is a predicted model, not a curated record. The coding region runs from base 102 to 878 and encodes 258 amino acids. The transcript has 3 exons. Gene Ontology annotation, cellular component: nucleus.
UUUACACUUCCAUCCGUGUAAAAUUGAGGAAAUAGGAACCGAGCGCACGGUAAGAACAAAGGAAGAAGAAGAGAGAAAAUUCAUCGGAAUCAGGUUUAACGAUGACGGGGACGGAGGCGCCGUCGGGGAAAAAGAGAGUCGCGACGGAAUCUCUAGGAUGGCUAACAGAAUCGACGAUAAUGCCAAAGAAGCACAGAACCAUCGAGGGUGUUGGUGCAUCUUCCAUCUUCGAAUUGAAAGCUGAACUCUACAAAUCUCAAGAAGAUUCCAAAAAGUCCAGAGAAUUAUCAGGCACCGACGCUGAAUAUCAACGCGCCAAAAACAUCAUCACUUCCAAAGGUCCCUACUCCAAUAAGAACUCCGGUGUUGAUGCACGCGAUCUCAAGGAUAAACUUGAGUUGAAAGCUAUUAAAGAUGGAUCAGUGAGCUAUGCUGCAUUGGAGAAGAAGGCUGAGUUGUAUGAUAAGUUAGUUAAGGGAGAAUUGUCUGAUGAAGAGGAUAAAGAGAAGUAUUGUGUUGAUUUUGUUCGUAAGAGCGAUGAUCAUGAUGAUGGCAAUCUCUCUACAAAUCCCAACGUGUUGCAAGAAAAUGAACAUGGUGGUGCUGGUGAUGGUGAUGCUUUUUCGCUGUUUAACUUGAAACCUGUUGGGCUUGGUCGAGCUGCUGGAGUAGUUGACGGUGCUGAGCACAAGCGCAAUGUUAGGGAAGUUCAUGAAGAAGCCAGUCGUGCGAGAGAAAAGGCUUCCGAAAUUAAACUACGCAGACAGGAGCAGUUAGCUGCUCAACGCGAGAAACUUAAGCAAGCCUAUCUUCGGAAGAAAUUGGCAGAACUGAAGGCCACUUCUGUUGGAUCUGAAUCUGAGAUUAAGCACACAUGAUGUGCACACCAAUUAUUCUCCAUAAUUUAUAAAGGUGGAUGGAGAGAAGCAAAUAUUUCCUUUAAAAAAGGCAAGAGGAGUUCAAAGCAGACUAAAACUGAGUUAUUAUUCACUCGAGUUACAAUAUUGGUAUAUCUGGUUUCAUUUGAUGCAAAACAACCCUCAGAUAAUCAAAAAAGAAAGAAAAGAUAGAAGCAAAAGAAACGUUCCUCUUUUUUCUCUUGUAAAUAAUUUAAUUGCUCUGUACAUGAAUUAUUAUAGCUAAAGCACUGCCUUUAGUUUUGUUGGCCUAACCAAGAAGAGAUUGGUCUUCCUUUGACCUUCAACUGAUUUCAGUGACUUGAAUCCACUGUUAUUAUGUCCUUGUGGAUUUGAAAUCCCUUAUUAUUAUGUUGUGUAUUGAGUUUGAGGUUGAAACAUAAAGUUGAAAAAAAAUUGUUUUUAGGAGUAAAA